AUGCCUGCCCGACCCUCGACGCCUCCUCCCCAGGCUACGGCCAAGCCUCAGUCGCCGCUGACCCCAGAGCAAGUGAGGAGGAUCGAGAUUAAUCGUCUCAAAGCCAAAGCGCUUCGGGAACAAAGAGAGGCAGAAGUCGCAGCAACCGCACCCCUACGAAGAUCUGACUCUUCGGCCGCAGGCCAGAAGCGCUCGUACGCUACAUAUUCUGAGGCUCCAGCAGCGACGAACCGCGAUGCCCGAAACGAAGCAAAUCGGCCGCUUGAGGCUAUUCAGCCGGCGCGCAACUUUGCAAAGUAUGUCGACUAUGAUUUCAGCAAGAUGGCGGAUACAAAGGGUGGGUUCUUGACUCAAGAAGAUGACCCGUACAACAAGGCGCUACACGCCGAUGAAAAGGACCAGAAGCCGUCCCAUCUGACCGAGAAGGAAUGGGAAAGACAGCAACUGCUGCGGUCGCUGCGAAAUCGUCAAGCCGGUCCUUUCGAGCCCGGAAUCACUGCCAUGACAGACCAGAAAACCAAGUCGUGCCGCGAGUGUGGGACUUUGGAAGUUGACUGGAAAUGGCUUGAUGUGUUUAACCUCGCCGUGUGCAACACCUGCAAAGACAAGUUCCCCGAGAAAUACAGCCUGCUCACCAAGACAGAAGCAAAGGAGGAUUACCUCCUGACAGAUCCCGAAUUGAAAGACGAGAAUCUGCUUCCGCAUCUCGAAAGACCCAACCCUCACAAAUCGACGUGGCACAACAUGUUCUUGUAUCUGAGAUGUCAGGUCGAGGAGUAUGCCUUCUCGGACAAGAAAUGGGGAUCGGCAGAAGCGCUAGAUGCGGAGUUCCAGAACCGAGAGACAGAGAAAAAGAAGCGAAAGGAGAAUAAAUUCAAGUCGAAGCUGGCGGACCUGAAGAAGAGGACCAGGGUCGAGGCAUACCAGCGGAGCAAGAAAGGCGGCGCCCCUGGGAAUUUCGGAGACGAUAUGAGUGGUGGCAAACAUAUCCACGAGUUUGGACAGCCCAUUGACAAUCCCGAAACCGGGUUUCCCGUCAAGACAUGUACUAUAUGUGGGCUGGAAGUGGAAGAACUCGAGCUGUAA
Cladophialophora carrionii CBS 160.54 is the source of this 1086-nucleotide messenger RNA. RefSeq names its product DNA repair protein. Gene Ontology annotation, biological process: nucleotide-excision repair, DNA damage recognition; base-excision repair; UV-damage excision repair. The record is from RefSeq and is a predicted model, not a curated record. NCBI's taxonomy places the organism in Eukaryota, Fungi, Ascomycota, Eurotiomycetes, Chaetothyriales, Herpotrichiellaceae. The transcript has a single exon. The coding region runs from base 1 to 1086 and encodes 361 amino acids. Gene Ontology annotation, molecular function: damaged DNA binding. Gene Ontology annotation, cellular component: nucleotide-excision repair factor 1 complex.